This is a messenger RNA of Octopus bimaculoides (California two-spot octopus), 1685 nucleotides long. RefSeq lists its product as uncharacterized. Gene Ontology annotation, biological process: nucleoside metabolic process. Gene Ontology annotation, molecular function: catalytic activity. NCBI's taxonomy places the organism in Eukaryota, Metazoa, Mollusca, Cephalopoda, Octopoda, Octopodidae. The record is from RefSeq and is a predicted model, not a curated record.
AGAAGUAGAAGGAGGAGGAGGAGAAGAAGAAGGUGAAAGAGGUGUGUAUAUGUAUACAAAAGGAAAGGCGAGACGGCAAUAUAUGACAACGACAAUCAAAAAGUAAAAAAACAGUAAGAAAGAAAGAAAGCGAAAGGUGAAGUGAAAGAGGAAAAAGAAAAAGAAAAAAAGAUUGGCAGUUAAGCAAGAAUUUCAUUCAAUGGUCAGCAGCAAUGGAGAGAAGAAACAACCGGAGGUCUGUGCUUGGAGAAAGGAGGAGUUUCGUAAUGGACAGUAAAUCUGUGGAUAAAGAAGAUAUUGUGAUGACUGCCAGUCGCCAUGAGGACUGUUCAAUGAUCCGACUUGAGAGGAAAUGUCAGAGUGAGAUAGACAACAGCCAAAUACAUUUCAUUGGCGGCGGACCAUAUAAAGGGAUUCUGGUCAACAAAAUGGCACCCAAUUUACAGGAAGUUGAAUCAGCCGAAGGACGACUUGAAUUUCUAGUGUACCUCAGUGAUAACGAACAAGAAAACAAGUCAAUUAUGGACUAUUGGACCCUCAGGUUUUGGUUCCUAGGUCGAGCUGAUGGAGUCACUAAAAAAAGGGCCUUCACUGAUUACUUUCAGGAAUUAAUGAACCAAGACGACUUUCCAAAAAAUUACAUUGGUUUCGUUAAGAGAGCUUUGGUUCUGCUGAAGAAGUAUUCACUUAUCAAAAGAGUCGAACUUUUGGUGGAAAAACCUGAGGAUCCUGAUGACACUAGCACACCGAUAAAAAGUUUUAUAACAGUUAUCACUCCCGACUCAUACAACUAUCAACUUGUUCCUGAAGUUCCUGUUAACAAUAAAUCCUUCCUGACAUUCCAAUUGAAAGCAGCCGGCGAUGCACACAUUGCGCUCUCAGCCAUGUACAGUGAGCUGCAAAGCAAAACUCAUGAAAUCGUUAUCGGUGAGAACAACAAACGUUCACUGAUUAGAGAGGGCUCAUUGGGUUCGAUCCGAGCUGAAUCAAUGACCAUGAACGUCUUGAGCAACAAAGAGUUUCGAUACUUCUGGGUGAGCUGGUUAAACCAUCACAUUGAGGUGGGUCGAGGCAAGAAACACGGCCAAGGAAGAUUCCUUCAUUGGCAUGUCCCACCAAAUAAGCAGUUCAAUAUAAAUUGUCUUGCUGUCUCUACUGGAAAAGCUUCGAAGGGAAGAUGGGAGUUUGUGGAACUGCUCGAUGCUUACGUUGAUCCAAGUGAACAAAAAGCUGUUGAUUUUACUCGUGCUGCCAGAAAAGCCCGUUUGAAAUCUUCCUUGAUUUGGUUGGCCAAAAAGAUGAAGAUGAUUCAGUACCUUGAAGAUACAUACCCGAACAGUGCAUCUAUCCAGGAUUUAUUAGAGAAUUCAAAGGUGAAGCAUGCAGACAUGUUUACAGCUGUGGUGAUGUUAAAUGAAAUGCAAAAGAGAGGUCUCAUCAAAGAGGUUGACAAAGGAAUGUGGAUGAGGAUUCCUAUCAGUCAGCAAAACAGCUCUAACAUGAAAAUGGUUAAAGACUUGCCAUUCCUUCAAUAUCACGAACAGCCUACCAUUGCAAUCAUCACCAGCCUUUACUCUGAGAAACUGGCUGUAGAUGCCAUGAUUGACAACAAAUCUACUUAUUUCAAGAACAAAACGGAUGAGAAAUCACGGAGGAUUGGUAAGUCAUAACAUUUCACACUUCAG